AUGUGCAAGCAAUUACUCUUAAGAGUGGAAGAGUUCUUCCGAGAGAGUUGGUACCAUCAAGAAGCAAUGAGGACAUUGCGAUUCAAGAGGAGGAGGAGUCAGUCGACAUUGAAGCUGAAGAGUGUUGAGAAAGGAAUCAGUGGAACCAGAGCCUGUGAAGCAGAGAGGAGUGCAGCAGAGCCAUCAAAAGGAACAAGAAGAAAGGGAAACUCUUUUUGUUCCUCCACCUAUUCAAACCAACUUGCCUUUUCCAACAAGGUUCAAGAAGCAAAUGGCAGAAAAUGCAGGAAAGUCUUUGAUCAGCAAAUGUCUGAGAUCAAUCUGAAGAUCCCUUUUAUAGACGCUCUCAUGAUGAUCAAGCCUUAUCAGAAAUUUUUGAAAGAUGCCAUUUUGGAGAGAACCAAAGAAGUGCAAGGCAUGGUGGUCUUGUCUCAAGAGUGUAGUGCUAUAAUUCAAAGCAAGGCAGUAACAAGAAGCUUGGUGAUCCUGGAAGCUUCACUCUCCCUGUUCCUAGGACCAUUAGCUUUCAAGAAGAGUUUAUGUGAUUUGGGAGCAAGUGUGAGCAUAAUGCCUUUGACUGUGGCAAGGCGUUUGGGUUUUGAGAAAUACAAGGAAUGUCAUUUCUCUUUGAUUCUUGCUGAUAGAUCAGUUAAGCUUCCAGUAGGCAUGCUUGAAGAUAUGCCACUCAAGGUGGGAAGUGUGAUAGUUCCAACUGACUUUGUGGUAGUGAGAUGGAUGAAGAACCCAAAGACCCUUAUUUUGGGAAGACCUUUCCUUGCCACUGCUGGAGCUAUAAUAGACGUGAGAAGAGGCAAGAUUGAGCUGAAUUUGGGUAAAGACUGCAAGAUGGUGUUCAAUGUAAAAGACGUUAUGAAGCAACCAACCAUCAAUGGCGAGUCAUUUUACAUUGAAACACUUGAGCAGCUAGCCGAUGACUAUUUGGAAGAAUUGGUGUGA
Messenger RNA from Microthlaspi erraticum, 957 nucleotides. Lineage: Eukaryota; Viridiplantae; Streptophyta; Magnoliopsida; Brassicales; Brassicaceae. The record is from the annotation of a GenBank genome assembly.